AUGUCGAAAUCACUAAAGUUGCAACCGCCUACAUUGAUAAUCACGAGCAGUGAAAAUGAUUCUGAAGAGAAAUUAUUGAAUGAUAAUGCGAUAAAUAACGCCUUUCUCAAAGUAAACCUCAAGGAAAACAUAGAUAGAGGUUUCUCGAGCGGCUUUGAUUCUUCUUUCGACAGUUUUGACGAAUCAAAUAAUUUAUUGGACAAUUUCGCCAACGAGCGCAAAAAAUUCGUAAUAAAAUGCAAGCAAGAACUCAACAACAGCAAGUUACCGGAGGACUUCGAUCAGUGGACAAUCAAGAAGCAGUACGAUCAUCUUAUGAACAAUAUCAGCAAAUACUUUCCAAAUAUACCCGAAUCUUUGAGAUAUGUCUUGCCGGCAAUUUUUGAAAAUGGGGACUGUAGACGAGAAACAAAUGCGAAGCCGGAUUGGCUGAUCAUGGAUAAAUUUUAUCGCGGACAGCGCUUUGCCCAGCGUUAUUUCAGCGCAAUCGCAAUAAGCAACCUGAUGGGUCUGAUGCAGAUAUUUAGCUUCUCUGACGGACUGAAACCGCUGAUCCUCAGUCAAAAGUCAAAUACUCCAUAUCGUGCUUUCCAACGAUACCUCAGGACAAUCAGGACCUUCAGAAACUGGUACACAAGCGAUCCUUGGUACAAAGGAACGCCAGCUUAUCGCGACAUCCAGAGAGUGCGAAAGUUACACAGUGUCAUGAGGCAGAAAUUGUGCAAAAAAAACUUCGAGGAGAUCGAUCGGGAAAGCAAAAUUCAAAACGCGUGGUGUCCUAUGCUGGGAAAGAUAAAAAAAGAUUUCGCAAACGCGUGUCCGAUGGCGAAGAAUCAUCAAUGUCCUUACACAAUGACGAAAACGAGAAGUCUAAAUCAGGGCGAUAUGUCGGGCACGCAGUUCGCCUGCAUGGGUCUGAUAGUGCUUUAUCCGGAGCAGUUCGGAAUACACGACGCUAGCGAUAAAGAUCUAGAGGCUUUCUGUCACCUCUGGCGUGGAUUAGGCUAUUUGCUAGGAAUCGAAGAUCAGUACAACUUCUGUCACGGCAGUCUGAAAAAAGUGCGUCAGCGAACUAAAGACUUCAUCGAGCACUGGGUGAAACCGAAUUUCCACACGGUGACACCAGAAUGGGAGCACAUGACUACGUGUCUUUACGAGGGCGUAAAUUAUAUCGUUAAUAUAAUUUAUUAUAAAGUUCUUCUGCUCAAACUCUGUGGUAUAUUCGGAUUCAGCAUGCCUCACCUAUAUAAUUCCUUUAGUCUAUCGGAGAAAAUACUGUACGCGCUACAGAAGUUCCUGUUCUCUUAUAUGGUGAAGCUACCUGGUGUCUUCUCUAUCAUGAACGCGAUGUUAAACGCGUGUCUAGAUCAGGCGGCAGACUUUGGACGCAGCAAACGUGACAGUCUUAAAAAGAAAUCAUCCAAAAAGAUCGCAGAGAUUAUAACAGAUUUAAAUCGUUAA
Molecule: messenger RNA, 1461 nt
Organism: Temnothorax curvispinosus
Lineage: Eukaryota; Metazoa; Arthropoda; Insecta; Hymenoptera; Formicidae
Exons: 1
Coding region: 1-1461 (486 amino acids)
Source: RefSeq, a predicted model, not a curated record